CCAAGUUGUGUCAUGGCGGCACCCAGGCCUCGAGCCGGUGAGCGGAACCGAGAUGUUGAGUUUUCUGUCCGCUCGACAGACGGGUUUGGAGGACCCUCUUCGUUUGCGGAGAGCGCAGUCCACACGGAGGGUCCUGGGACUGGAGUUAAACAAAGACAGAGAUGUUGAAAGAAUCCAUUGCAGUGGAGUUAACACUCUUGACAUUGAGCCUGUUGAAGGAAGAUACAUGUUAUCGGGUGGUUCAGAUGGUGUGAUUGUACUCUAUGACCUUGAGAACGCCAGCAGACAACCCUAUUACACAUGUAAAGCAGUGUGUUCCGUUGGCAGAAGCCAUCCUGAUGUUCACAAAUACAGCGUAGAGACUGUUCAGUGGUACCCUCAUGACACAGGCAUGUUCACUUCCAGCUCAUUCGAUAAAACUCUGAAAGUGUGGGAUACAAAUACAUUGCAGGUUGCAGAUGUGUUUAACUUUGAGGAAACGGUUUAUAGCCAUCACAUGUCUCCAGCAGCCACCAAGCACUGUCUGGUAGCAGUUGGUACUAGAGGACCCAAGGUACAACUUUGUGACUUAAAGUCUGGAUCCUGUUCUCACAUUCUACAAGGUCACAGACAAGAAAUAUUGGCAGUUUCCUGGUCACCACGCUACGACUAUAUCUUGGCAACAGCCAGUGCUGACAGUAGAGUGAAAUUAUGGGAUGUGAGAAGAGCAUCAGGAUGUUUGCUCACUCUAGAUCAGCAUAAUGGGAAGAAGUCACAAGCUGUUGAAUCAGCAAACACUGCUCACAAUGGGAAAGUUAAUGGCUUAUGUUUUACAAGUGAUGGACUUCACCUGCUCAGUGUUGGCACAGACAACCGAAUGAGGCUCUGGAAUAGCUCCAGUGGGGAGAACACACUGGUGAACUAUGGGAAGGUCUGUAUUGACAGCAGGAAAGGACUAAAGUUCACUGUCUCCUGGGGCUGCAGCUCAGAGUUUGUUUUUGUUCCAUAUGGCAGCACCAUUGCUGUCUAUGCCGUUCACUCAGGAGAGCAGCUGACUGUGCUUAGGGGACAUUAUAAGAGUGUCGACUGCUGUGUGUUCCAGCCUCAUUUCCAGGAACUGUACAGUGGUAGCAGGGAUUGCAAUAUUCUUGCUUGGGUACCAUCUUUAUAUGAACCAAUACCUGACGACGAUGAUGAAGCUACGACUAAAUCCCAGUUGAAUCCAGCGUUUGUGGAUGCAUGGAGCAGCAGUGACGAAGAAGGGUGAUUUAGCCAGCCUUUACUCCUUGUCCGUCGGACCUCUACAUCAGCAGCGUUCGUGCAGGCUUCGGCUUGGGGCUCUUCUUUUACCUUUGUUUCUGAGACAAGGUCUCACUGUGUAGCCUUGGCUAGUCUGAAGCUAGGCUGGAAUUCUGUGUGUAGACCAGAAUAGGCCCAAACUUGCAGCCAUUCCUCUGCCUCUGCUUCCCACGUGCUGGGAUUACAGGUGUGUACCACAUUGCCAUGGGUGUGUGUGUGUGUGUGUGUAAUUUUUUUUUUUUAACUCUUUAGUCAGUUUCUGAAUUUGGGAUGUUUACCUCUGUGUUUUAAAAUGAGGUUAACAUGUAUAAAACGCUGAAAUAAACUUCUCUGUGGUUUAAUUA
Messenger RNA from Microtus oregoni (creeping vole), 1622 nucleotides. RefSeq names its product ERCC excision repair 8, CSA ubiquitin ligase complex subunit (gene Ercc8). Gene Ontology annotation, biological process: transcription-coupled nucleotide-excision repair; proteasome-mediated ubiquitin-dependent protein catabolic process; protein polyubiquitination. The record is from RefSeq and is a predicted model, not a curated record. The coding region runs from base 53 to 1246 and encodes 397 amino acids. Gene Ontology annotation, molecular function: protein binding. Gene Ontology annotation, cellular component: nucleotide-excision repair complex; Cul4A-RING E3 ubiquitin ligase complex. The transcript has 12 exons. NCBI's taxonomy places the organism in Eukaryota, Metazoa, Chordata, Mammalia, Rodentia, Cricetidae.